GUGUUCGAGGCGUCAGACUUUGGCUCUCACCCCCUGUUCUCAGUGGCACAGGGAGGAGUGGACCUGCAGCAAUCGUACGCAGUUCAGAGCCACUACGGCAUUCCACACUCAGAGCUGGCGAAGCUCCACCAGUUGUCGAUGCAGCAGCAGGGCCUCGCUCCCAUCAGCCAGUCAGCUACACAAGUCCUGCCUGGAGCGGUGGAGGCCAAUUCUCAAACCACGUCUCAGGAGCUCCUCAUUCCAAACGACCUGAUUGGCUCCAUCAUCGGUCGCCAGGGCACCAAGAUAAACGAGAUCCGGCAGGUGUCUGGAGCUCAGAUCAAGAUCGGCAGUCAGAUCGACAGCACCAGUGAUCGUCACGUCACCAUCACCGGCACACCGAUCGCCAUCAACCUGGCUCAGUACCUGAUCACCUCGUGGUAAGUAUCC
Lates calcarifer (barramundi perch) is the source of this 429-nucleotide messenger RNA. Its product is annotated as poly(rC)-binding protein 2. Gene Ontology annotation, biological process: negative regulation of mRNA splicing, via spliceosome. NCBI's taxonomy places the organism in Eukaryota, Metazoa, Chordata, Actinopteri, Centropomidae. Gene Ontology annotation, molecular function: mRNA binding. The annotation marks the transcript as partial. The transcript is spliced from 5 exons. Gene Ontology annotation, cellular component: cytoplasm; nucleus. The record is from RefSeq and is a predicted model, not a curated record.